CUGCUCUCCAGUCAGUCAGCGGCGCAGGGCAGACGGAGCAGCGGAGCGGAUCUAUAUCAGCCUACCAGCCAGAGCAGAACCUGCAGCAAGCAGAGCCCAGCAACAUGGAGCUGUGAGGGCUCGGGCCGACCGGGACCUGCUUCCCCUGAAAGAAAUCACUAUUUCAUUUUACCUAUUUACCGCAUCUGUGAGCGUUUUUUCCACAACAUGGAGACAACGGGCUGCUGGCUGCUACUGGCUGCACACUUCAUCUUCAUCUGCCAACAAGCUGGAGGAUAUGCAUACAGGAAUCAGCGCAAGUUCUCAGAAGAAAUUGACUGGUCAUAUGCAGGAACAUUAAACCAAAACAACUGGGCCAAGAAGUUUCCAUCCUGCAGCAACGCCAAGCAGUCUCCUAUUAACAUCGAGGAGAACCUGGCUCAGGUGAAGCUGCAGUACCAAAAGUUGAGAUUUGAUGGCUGGGAAAGCCUGACAACUGGCAGAACGACCAUCAAGAAUGAUGGCAAGACUGUGGCCGUUGAUGUGGAUGGAGAGUUCUAUGUCAGUGGAGAGGCUCUCAGGUCAAGGUUCAAGGUAGGACGCAUCACUUUCCACUGGGGGCCCUGCAAUGCCUCCUUGGACGGCUCAGAACACAGUCUGGAUGGAGUCAAAUACCCUCUAGAGAUGCAGAUCUACUGUUAUGAGGCACAUCGGUUUGACUCCUUAGAUGAAACCAUCAAGGCCGGAGGCAGAAUCACAGCACUCGCUGUUCUGUUUGAGACAAGCAUCGCAGACAACAUGAACUACGCUUCUAUUAUAGAUGGCAUCAGCAGCGUGAGCAGAUAUGGAAAGAGUGCAGAGGUUUUACCCUUCGAUCUGCAAGGUCUGCUGCCGAACUCCACAGAUAAAUACUUCAUCUACAAUGGCUCCCUAACUACACCGCCCUGCAGUGAGACUGUUGAGUGGAUCGUCUUUAAGAACACAGCGGCCAUCUCUGACGAACAGUUGGGAAUGUUCUGCGAAGUGAUGACGAUGCAGCAGGCUGGAUACGUGAUGCUGAUGGACUAUCUGCAGAACAACUACAGGGAGCAGCAGCAGCAGUUCAUGGGUCAGGUGUUCUCCUCCUACACGGGCACUGAGGAGGUCCUCACACCAGUUUGCAGUUCAGAGCCGGAGAACAUCCAGGCAGUGCCCUACAACCUGAGCAGCCUGCUGGUGACGUGGGAGCGGCCUCGGGCGGUGUACGACGCCAGCAUUGAGAAGUACUCCGUCACCUACCGACUGGCCAGUGCAGAAACGUCUGUCCACUCUGAAUACCUGACCGACGGAGACCAGGAUGUGGGAGCGAUCCUCGACGACCUGUUGGCCAACACCAGCUACACGGUCCAGGUGGUGGCGGUCUGCACUAACGGUCUCUAUGGACGUGUGAGCGACAUGCUGACGUUUGUCAUGCCCGUCGACGACCCCGAAAAUGUGCUGGAUCCAGAUUCAGAUGAAUUUGAUGACGAGGGCAACUAUGAACCUGAUCUGUCUUGGAAUGGACCAGACAAAAUCCAGGAUAAUGACGUGGAUUGGAGUGCUACAAACUCACAGAGGAUCAGAACAUCUGAAUCACCUUUUUUACCUUUACCUGGCUUGAGAACUACAACAGCACAGUUUGGUCAAAGGAGAACCACCACUGAUCCAGUUCCCCCUCUCAGAUCCACCCAGUCAGGUCAAGAGCUGAGCCGUUCCAAAGAAGCAACGUACCAUAGUACCUCCUCACUACCACCAGAGGUCAUCCUAUCAGAAGAAAGCACAGCCAGUGCUGACUUCAGCGGUGCUGACAAAGCUCCUGUUUAUUCCACCACAACAACCAACAAACCCCUCAUUGCUACUUCCACUACUCCUUUAUAUCCCAUUACAAAGACGGAAGGUGCUCAUCGAAGCAUAGGUCCAAAAGACUCCUCUGAAAAAGCAAAAGGUGGUGUCAGUACCACUACUCCUGCUUUCAUUGGCGCAAAGGCGAAAGGUGGUAAAAGCAUUUCUCCAUUCAGCACCACCACCACUAUAAUGGCUUCUCAUGCCAGUGACAUGAGCAGCACAACAUUAUCAUCAUCAUCAUCAUCCUUCAUCCAGGCUGAGGUUGACCCAGGUUUGGCAAUUCCCCUAAAUGAAGACACCACCACUGAUGGAAGUGUUUCCACUGAAGCCAGAGGUCUUCUUCCAGAAACCCAGACAGAAACUUCGACUGGCCAGCCUUUCUCCUCAAGUGAAGCUGUUCUACGUAGGCACACAAGUCCCAUCAUGCCUCAUUUUUCAACAACCACUACCUCUGUUGGCUUGAGUGCCGUUCUCUUGCAGACCACACAGCCAAUGUCCAACGGUGAGAGCCCCUCUGUCUUCCCCUACUCUUCCUCCUCCUUUGCCUCCUCCCCUCUGUGUGACACUGCAGACCCCAGCGCUGCCCCCUCCACUUGCUUGCAUGACCCUCCCUCUUCGUGGCCUGUGUUGUCUGCCCCUGCAUCGGACUCCCAGCAUGUUGCUACCACGCCGCUGUCUAGCAAAGACACAGCUUCUCCUUCAAUAUCCACCGUCUCUGCCUCCACCCUGCCUCACCUCCCUCACUCCUCUCAAUCCCUGUCUGGUUGGGAGACUGACCCCGUCUUCCCUGGUGUUGGGUUUGAUGAUAGUGAUAGCACUGGUGAUUUGUUAUCUGGGUCUUCAGGGGAUCCCUCAGUAUUUAGUGAUACCCCUCCACUCCAGAGGGUGCCGGACACAUCUGACACCGUUGUCGUUGCUGAGAUCUCUGAAUCUGCCUGGGAUCCAUCCCUCUCGACAGUCUCUUCGCCUGUCAGCCCCACCCUCCAGCCUUCAGUUCUUCUUUCUCCUGACUUCACUCUUUCCGGUGCCACCCCAGGCCUGUCCAGACCUUUCUCAGUUGGGUAUGAGGACUCAAGAUAUGCUAAAGGAAGCACAAUAGAAUCUUUCCUCCCUGAGGUCAGUGGUGAUGGGUUUCCAUUAGCUAGUGAUGUGGAUGCCAUGUGUGGCUGUUCUCUGGAGCUAUCAGCAUCCUCAUCCUGGUUGCAUGCAUCUCCUCAUGUGCCCCUGCCAUCCUCUGCUUGGGACUCAACUAAUUUAGAGCUUCGCUCUAGUGUGGGCUUCCUUUCGACCUCAGGUGUUGCUGUAAACAACCCUCUGCGCUCUCUGUCUGUGGUGGGCUCUGAUAGUCUGUCCUCAGACCAGCCUCUGCUCUCCCAUAGUGCUAUCUCACCCUCACUGACCUCUCCACAUUCCCAGUUUCUCCAAGCCACCCAUAGUGACCUGCCCAUUUCUGUUGCAGCCACAGCAUCUGCUGUCACGGAUUCCUGGUUCUUGGCAUCAGACAGGAACAAUGCCUUCCAAACUUCUGCCCUCCCUCUGUCACCCACAACCUCCCCUUUUACCCCCACACCAGAGGCACUAGUAUUAGACAGUAGUAGUAGUGCCUCCGGUUCAGCCCUGUUCCCUGACUCACAAGAAGGCAUAGAUCAGGAGUGGGACAGGGUUCCCACUUCAGCCUCUGGAGAGAGCGUGCUCCCUUAUUCAACCAAAGUCAGUAGCACUGUCCCCCUCUCCACGGCUUCAGAGUCUGGUCAGACCCCAGAUGAUAUGGAGGACCACUCCUCAGCAUUCUACUUUGAAAGUGGGAGUGGCAGUGCCAUCACCUCAGAGGUAGGAGGCACAGCAACGCCAACCAUAUCACCGGUAACCUCGGCUUCACCCUGGUCGCUGGGUGGGGAGGAGGAGAGCGGUUCAGGACAGGGUGAAAGCCUCUUCGACAACGAGACAUCUUCUGACUUCAGUAUCUCAGAGCGCACAGAAAGAGAGUCGGAGGAAGAGGAAGCAGUUGCAGAUGCCAGUAACAGCAGCCAUGAGUCAAGGGUUGGCUCCUUCAUGGAUAAAGAGAGGAAGGCUGUGAUUCCUUUGGCUGUCAUCUCCACCCUCACUGUGGUCAGCCUGAUGGUCCUCAUUGGUAUUCUCAUCUACUGGAGGACUUGUUUCCAGACGGCUCACUUUUACAUCGACGACAGCUCAUCACCCAGAGUCAUCACGGCACCAUCCACCACUGCAUUAGCGUCUGAUGAGCAAACGGCUUUUCCAGUGAAGGACUUUGUCAAACAUGUUGCUAAACUUCAUGACACUCAGGCCUUCCAACGAGAAUUCGAGAUACUGAAGCAGAGCUACGAGGAAGUGCAUGCGUGCACUGUGGACCUUGGGAUGACCACUGACAGCUCCAACCAUCCUGACAACAAGACUAAGAACAGAUACAGCAACAUCUUGGCCUAUGAUCACAGCCGGGUGCGGCUCUCACCACAGGCUGACAAAGAUGGGAAAACGACCGAUUACAUCAAUGCAAACUACGUUGAUGGUUUUAAGAAGCAGCGGUCAUACAUCGCUGCUCAGGGUCCUCUGAGGUCAAGCACUGAAGACUUCUGGAGGAUGAUCUGGGAGCAGAAUGUCGGAGUCAUCGUUAUGAUCACCAACUUGGUGGAGAAAGGACGAAGAAAGUGUGAUCAGUACUGGCCAAUGGAGGUGCCGGAGGAAUACGGCAGCUUCGUGGUGACAGUGAAGAGCACCAGAGUUCUCGCAUACUACACCCAGAGAACCUUCACUGUCAGGAACACCCACAGCAAAAAGGGCUCCCAGAAGGGCUGGGGCAAUGAGCGGACAGUAACACAGUACCAUUACACCCAGUGGCCUGACAUGGGCGUCCCAGAGUUCGCUCUGCCACUGCUCAGUUUCGUCCGCAAGUCGUCCAAAGCCAAGACAAACGACAUGGGGCCGGUGGUGGUGCACUGCAGUGCUGGUGUUGGUCGGACAGGGACAUAUAUUGUCCUGGACAGCAUGUUGAAGCAGAUGAAAGACGAGGGCACCAUCAACAUCACAGGCUUCCUGAAACACAUUCGCACACAGAGAAAUUACCUGGUUCAAACAGAGGAACAGUUUGUUUUUAUCCAUGAUGCCUUGGUGGAAGCCUUCUUGUCUGGAGAGACAGAAGUAAUGGCAGCACACCUGCACAGAUACGUGGAUGAGCUGCUGACCCCGGGGCCUGCUGGGAGGACACGCCUCGACAAACAGUUCAAGCUGGUUUGUCAUUCUGGAGUGAAGCACUGUGACUACUCUGUAGCUCUGCAGGACUGCAACUGUAACAAGAACAGAAACAGCUCAGCGAUACCUGUUGAAAGGUCACGAGUACGUCUGUCCACGGCAGCAGGGGAAACGUCCGACUACAUUAAUGCAUCGUACAUCGCUGGCUACAGGCAGAGCAGCGAGUUCAUCAUUACCCAAAAUCCUUUGCCUGACACCAUAAAGGACUUCUGGAUGAUGAUAUGGGACCACAAUGCCCAGGUCAUCGUAUCACUGCUUGGGAUGGAGGAGGAAGCAGACCUCUGCAUCUUCUGGCCCCGCAAAGGGCAGCCAAUCAGCUAUGAGAUGUUCACUGUCACUCAGCGGAGCGAGACCCACGUCUGUCUGUCCAAUGAGGACAUGUUGGUGGUCCAUGACUAUGUACUAGAAGCCACACAGGAUGACUUUGUUCUGGAGGUGAAACACUUCCACGCCCCCCGCUGGCCAAAUCCAGACAGUCCCAUCAGCAACACCUUCGAGCUCGUCAACCUGGUGAAGAAAGAGAGCGCUACCAAGGAUGGCCCGACUGUGGUCCACGAUGAUGUGGGUGGAGUCACAGCAGGAACGUUCUGUGCUCUGUCUUCUCUGACUCACCAGCUGGACACUGAGGGAUCAGUCGAUGUCUUCCAAGUGGCCAAGCUGACAAACCUUAUGAGACCAGGAAUCUUCAGUGACAUCGAGCAGUACCAGUUCCUAUACAAAGCCAUGCUGAGUCUCAUCGGGACACAAGAAGACGAGAAAACACUCCAGUCCUCUGACAACAAUGGAACCAUUGUGGUGGGAACCGCCAGCACCGCAGAGAGUCUUGAAUCUCUGGUGUAGCCUCCCAAAAAACCGCAAAGAACUUUUACAGCAUUUUGUCACCAACACAACUUCUCCUGAUGCCAGACUCACGCUACAACUCCUCAGUAAACAUCCUUGUCGUUCAGGUCUCUGCGUGUUGUAGUUUGAGACUGGCCUGUUUCUUCUUCGCUGGAUUUGGACUCUUAAUGGUUUUGUAAUGUGUGCCUUUUUGUAUUCUUUAUUCUGUACUUCUAACUUUGAUACAAACUGUAGACUAACUGCUCAGUGUUCUAAUGUUGUAUUGCCCUGAGACUUUUCACUCUACUAACUUUUCCUAAACCUUUGUAUUUAUUGGCACUGAGCCAAAUGGGUGAAAAAAAAGGGAAAAUCUGCAUCUUUUUACAUCAAAUGAUAUUUUGUUAGCUUGUCUUUUAUAGAACUCCUGCACUGAACUCCUCUCUGUAAAUACCAUUGCAACAGUAGCGGCAGAAUGCUAAUGAAGUCAAAUCUAAAAUAAGGGCCUGGAAUAAUAAAAUAAUAAUAAUCUAAUGUAAAUAAUAUUAUAGUAAUCAUCUCGAUGGACCAAAUUUCUAUUUAUACUUUUAGAUUUUUAUAUUUUACCAAUUUUAGUGCAUUCAGUUGUUACGAUUUAAUUCUAAUUGCUUAGCUGCAGAACAUUAAUGCUUUUAUACUCUGGAUUUUGUAACAGACUAAUGUGAUGCAUGGGGUACUGACAUGUUACUUUUUUUAGCUGGACAUGAAACACUGCUGGAUUAUUAGAUAGGGGAUUAAAGAAGUGAAAGAACACCAAAGAAA
Amphiprion ocellaris (clown anemonefish) is the source of this 6726-nucleotide messenger RNA. RefSeq names its product protein tyrosine phosphatase receptor type Z1a (gene ptprz1a). NCBI's taxonomy places the organism in Eukaryota, Metazoa, Chordata, Actinopteri, Pomacentridae. Gene Ontology annotation, molecular function: protein binding; protein tyrosine phosphatase activity. The record is from RefSeq and is a predicted model, not a curated record. The transcript has 30 exons. The coding region runs from base 208 to 5949 and encodes 1913 amino acids. Gene Ontology annotation, biological process: peptidyl-tyrosine dephosphorylation.